CAAGAGGCUGUUUCAAGCAGAGGCUCGUGCGAAAGAUUUUUCAUUCAUGUGCUGUGGCUAGGCCAUUAUUGAUAGAAAGACUAGCAAGUUACUACGAUUCUCGUGUUAAUAAAACCAUCUACUGGAGGAAAUAUCUUAAUUUCUUUAGAAAAAAUUUAUAUAAAGAUGGGUAAGAAGAAAGACCGUAGAAAAGGAGAGGCCAUAGGCGCUGAGGACAACGAAAUCGACGAUAAUAAAGACGACGUUGUUGGUGGUACUGACGUAAAAAGUAAGUCCAAGUCAAAAAAACGAUCAAAUAAACUAGAUAUGCUGAAACAGGCCAUAGAAGAGGGGGAUUCUGAUGGUGAUGAUAAUAAAGAAGCUCCGGUGGAUGAAACAAAGCAGGAAGAAGGGAAAAAAGGAAAGAAGGGCAGGAAUAGGAAAGCCGAAGGAAAAAAUUCCGCGGAAAAAGGAACAGCAGAUUCGCAAAUGGAGAGCAAGGACAACGAAGACGAAAUGGAUGAUUUAACCGAUGAUUUCAGUAAAACUCGGUUUGACCAUAGUUCAGAAAGUGAAACAGAAAAAGAUAAGGGCGAAGAAGACGAAAAAGCCAUGAGUAAGAAAAUGACAAGAAAAGAGAAAAAAGAAGCACAGAGAAAGGCAAAAUUUGAAGCUGAAAUGGGCAAGAUUGCUGUUGAAGGAUCACAGUUCUCAGUCUCACAACAAGAGCAAUCAGCCAAAGGAGCUCUGCUUGAAAAUGCAAUGGACAUCAAGAUUGAACAAUUCAGCAUAGCAGCUCGUGGAAAAGACUUGUUUGUUGAUGCAGAGCUAACAAUUGCACACGGAAGGAGAUAUGGCCUUGUAGGCCCAAAUGGAAUGGGUAAAACAACCCUCUUAACACACAUUGGAAGCCGUGCCCUAGCCAUUCCAUCGAGUAUUGACUGUCUGCUUUGCGAACAGGAUGUACAGGCUGAUGACACGCCCGCUGUUGAUGUUGUUUUGAAGGCUGACAAGAAAAGAACAGCGCUACUGGAAGAAGAGAAAAAGUUGUUGGUUGAAGUAGACAAGGGUUCUGACGCUGCAAACAAACGACUUAAAGAGGUGUAUACAGAGCUAGAAGUGAUCGGAGCAGACAAAGCCGAAGCUAAAGCAAGAAGGAUUCUAAAUGGUCUUGGGUUCACGAUCGAGAUGCAAAGUCGACCCACGAGACAUUUUUCUGGAGGCUGGAGGAUGCGUGUCUCAUUAGCAAGGGCUUUAUUUGUUGAACCUACUUUGCUGAUGUUGGAUGAACCAACGAAUCAUUUGGAUUUGAAUGCAGUUAUUUGGCUUGACAAUUACCUACAAUCAUGGAAAAACACACUGUUAGUUGUGUCCCACGACCAACACUUUCUGGACAAUGUUUGCACCGAUAUUAUUCACCUAGAUGACCAACAACUGUUUUAUUACAAAGGGAAUUACUCAUCUUUCAAAAAAAUGUAUCAUCAAAAACUCAUAGAGAGGAAAAAGGCUUUUGAGAAGCAGGAAAAGCAUAUCAAGGCAUUGAAGCAAUCAGGAAAGUCAUCCAAGCAAGCUGAAGCACAAGCCAAGAAAACUGCUGUCAGAAAGGACAAAAGCAAAAAGGAUGAGGCUGUUGUGGAUUCUGCAAAGAAACAGGAACUUUUGAGAAAGCCACGGGAAUAUGAAGUCAAAUUCACAAUACCAUGCCCUCCUCCACUGAAUCCACCAAUUUUGGGCUUGAAAGAUGUCAAAUUUGGAUACCCCGACCAGCCUUUACUCUUCAAAAUGGUUAAUUUUGGUAUCGAUAUGUCUUCAAGAGUUGCUUUAGUCGGGCCAAAUGGUGUUGGAAAAAGUACGUUUCUUAAACUUCUUUGUGGGAGAUUACAACCACUGGAGGGAGAGCUGAUAAAGAAUCCAAGAGUGCGUAUUGGCUUUUACAAUCAACAUUCGGCAGACCAGCUAAACUUGAACGAGUCAUCUGUAGAAUAUAUGCAGCGUGAAUUCAACCUUGAUUACCAAGAUAGUCGAAAACUUCUUGGAAGAUUUGGUUUACCCGGUCAUGCACAUACUAUAAAGAUCAGAGACCUCUCAGGUGGGCAAAAGUCGAGGGUAGCUUUAGCUGAUAUGGCAUCGAGGCAGCCUGAUAUAAUUAUCUUGGACGAACCUACAAAUAAUUUGGAUAUUGAAUCAAUCGAUGCACUUGCCGACGCUAUUAAUAAAUUUACUGGAGGGGUGAUUAUUGUCAGCCAUGAUGCUCGACUUAUAUUAGAAACAGACUGUCGUCUCUCGAUUGUUGAGGACCAGUCAGUGGAAGAGAUCGACGGGGAUUUUGAUGAUUAUAGAAAGGAAAUUCUCGAAGCACUUGAAGAGCCUAUUGCAAACAAACACUAACUUCUGUUAUUCAAAAUCAAUUUUACAUUUAUUGGUUGGUGUAGUACAAAGUAUAAGAAUUUCCUUCGCACAACCUCGCUUUGUCCUGUUUUUGCAU
Rhopilema esculentum is the source of this 2464-nucleotide messenger RNA. RefSeq names its product ATP-binding cassette sub-family F member 1-like. Lineage: Eukaryota; Metazoa; Cnidaria; Scyphozoa; Rhizostomeae; Rhizostomatidae. The record is from RefSeq and is a predicted model, not a curated record. Gene Ontology annotation, molecular function: ATP hydrolysis activity; ATP binding.